Messenger RNA from Dibothriocephalus latus, 147 nucleotides. The record is from the annotation of a GenBank genome assembly. NCBI's taxonomy places the organism in Eukaryota, Metazoa, Platyhelminthes, Cestoda, Diphyllobothriidea, Diphyllobothriidae.
GACACCCAGUGGAUGCAUGGCGACAGCUACGCCUGGCGACUGAUUCGGUUCAGCUUUAUGCAUCUCAUUGCCCAGCGCAUCACCGAACUCACCCGAAUGCUGAACCUUGACAGCGAACAAUCGAAACAACAUCAAGACCAGGGCUAG